Tetrahymena thermophila SB210 is the source of this 408-nucleotide messenger RNA. RefSeq lists its product as hypothetical. The transcript has 2 exons. The record is from RefSeq and is a predicted model, not a curated record. Lineage: Eukaryota; Ciliophora; Oligohymenophorea; Hymenostomatida; Tetrahymenidae.
AUGUUACCUAAAAUUUAAAAUUUUACUAUUAAAUUAAGAAAAUUAAAUAAAAUAAAAACAGUGGAAGAACUUGAAUAAUUUAAAGAAGCAUAACACAAUUCAGCUGAAAAAGAGAGAGAAAAAAUAAUUAGGAUUUACUAAUAAGCAAACAAAUAGCUAACAAAAGUUUAUCCAAAAAAAAACCAAGAACACACAGCAAAAACAAGAUACAAAGGAAGAGCGACUCAAGUAGCACACAAGAAUAUAGUUGAAGUUGAGCUAUAUAAUUAUACGCUAAGAAAUUAAAUAAGUUCAAAGCUUGCAGUAUAAAUAAAUCUUAUACUGAAUAAUUUACUUUCCGAUUUCAUUAAUAUUGGUAGCUUUCACUUAAAGAGAACUAUAGAAUCCAUAUUUAACAAAUAGUGGUGA